This is a messenger RNA of Limulus polyphemus (Atlantic horseshoe crab), 869 nucleotides long. It is a transcript of the gene Dera, whose product is annotated as deoxyribose-phosphate aldolase-like. The transcript is spliced from 6 exons. Lineage: Eukaryota; Metazoa; Arthropoda; Merostomata; Xiphosura; Limulidae. Bases 78 to 854 code for a protein of 258 amino acids. Gene Ontology annotation, biological process: deoxyribonucleotide catabolic process; carbohydrate catabolic process. Gene Ontology annotation, cellular component: cytoplasm. The record is from RefSeq and is a predicted model, not a curated record. Gene Ontology annotation, molecular function: deoxyribose-phosphate aldolase activity.
UUCAAAGCAAAUUUGCAAUUGUAUUUUAUUGCGCAAAUAGACCCUUAAAACUACUAAGUACGCAGGUCUAUCUUAAAAUGGCGGCUAGAAAUCCUGGGAGUGUAUUGGACCUCGACUGGGUUCAACGAAUUAAUAUCAACUUGUCAGCAGUUAAACGUCGAGCAGAGGCUAUACCUACUCGCCGAGCUGUGAAGAAAGAAUGUCAGGCUGCCUGGCUUUUGAAAGCUAUUUCUUGUAUCGACUUAACAACAUUAUCUGGUGAUGACACCUUUACUAAUGUCCAGAGAUUGUGCCAUAAGGCUGUCCAUCCUGUCAGACAAGAUCUGUGUGAUGCUAUGGAUAUUGACCAGAAAGGUUUAACUGUAGCAGCAGUGUGUGUAUAUCCUGCAAGAGUUGCCGACAGCGUAAAGUCCCUUAAAUUCCUAGGAGCUAAGAUACCAGUAGCUGCUGUAGCUACAGGUUUUCCAACAGGUCAAUAUUCUUUGGAGACAAGAUUAGAGGAGAUCAAAAGAGCUGUUGCUGAUGGAGCUCAAGAAAUAGACAUUGUAAUUAACCGAAAUUAUGCCCUUGGAGGAAACUGGGAAGGUAUAUACAGAGAGGUGCAAAUGAUGAAAGAAGCAUGUGGAUCUGCUCACAUGAAAACUAUUCUAGCCACCGGAGAGCUCGGUACAAUGACGAACGUAUACAAAGCAAGUAUCGUCUGUAUGAUGGCAGGUGCUGAUUUUAUCAAAACCUCAACUGGUAAGGAAACAGUGAAUGCAACACUUCCAGUGGGCCUUGUGAUGACCAGAGCAAUUCGAGAUUAUUACCAAAUCACAGGAUAUAAGGUAGAUUUACACCUUUCUAAUAUAUAAACUCAAGAAUGCAGA